AUGCGUCAGCCGCACGGAUUGGUUGCUGCUCGGAUAAGCAAAGAAAGCUCGAAUGGCCACCGCCGUCGUCGUCUCGGCGGCGGCUCUCCCCGCCGGCCGUCGCCGGUGCGUUAUACACCCCGCCGAGCGGCGCUGCGCGACGUGCCUCAGCUCCACGCGGCUCUGCUCAAGUCCGGUGAGCUCACCACUUCGCCAGAGUCCUUCCACUCCUUCCCCGAGGCUACCACGCUCCCGUCGCCGGCCACCACCGCGGCCCACCUCGCCUACGCGAUCCGCCUGCUCCGCCUAGGCCCCCACCCGCCCCUCUCCGCGCGGUCCUACAACAUCCUUAUCCGUGCCCUCUUCCGCGCGGGCCACCCGGAGGAUGCCCUCCACCUGUUCGUCGAAAUGCUCGAUGCUGCCAUUGCUGCCAACGUCUGCCCCGACCAGCACACGAUUGCCAACACCGUAAAGUCCUGCGCCAGGAUAUAUGCCUUGGCUACAGGGCGCAGCGUUCAGGCGUACGCUGUCAAGCUUGGGUUCAUGGCCGAUCAGUUUGUGCUGAACAGCUUGAUACAUAUGUAUGCGAGCUGUGGGGAUAUCAUGGCGGCAAAGGUACUGUUCAACGCAGUCGAGGAAAAGGGUGUCGUUACAUGGAAUGCGAUGAUAGCGGGCUACUUCAAGAAUGGAGACUGGAAGGAGGUAGUGGACAUGUUUAAGGGUAUGCUUGAGGUUCAGGCACCGUUUGAUGAGGUCACAUUGGUGAGUGUUGCCACAGCAUGCGGAAAAAUAGGUGAUUCUAAGCUCGGCGAGCGGAUUGGAGUUUAUGCAGAGGAGAAGGGGAUGGUGAGGAACAGAAACUUGGCAACUGCGCUGGUUGACAUGAAUGCCAAGUGUGGAGAACUUGAUAAGGCGCGGAGAUUGUUUGACAGGAUGCACUCCCGGGAUGUGGUUGCUUGGAGCGCGAUGAUCUCUGGCUACACUCAAGCCGACCGAUGUCGAGAGGCACUUGCUAUUUUUAAUGAGAUGCAGGCUACCGAGGUGAACCCGAAUGAUAUAACCAUGGUCAGUGUGCUCUCUGCCUGUGCUGUCCUGGGUGCACUUGAGACGGGCAAGUGGGUGCAUUCAUACAUAAGGAGAAAGGCCUUGUCCCUUACAGUUGUUCUUGGCACUGCGCUGGUGGACUUCUAUGCAAAGUGCGGAUGCAUUGAAGAUGCAGUCAAGGCAUUUGAGUCGAUGCCUGUGAGGAAUUCUUGGACGUGGACAGCCUUGAUAAAGGGCAUGGCAAGCAACGGAAGAGGUAGAGAAGCGCUGGAGCUCUUCUCAUCCAUGCGGAAGGCCAACAUUGAGCCUACAGAUGUCACAUUCAUUGGUGUUCUCCUAGCUUGCAGCCACAGUUGCUUAGUUGAGGAGGGUCGCCGGCAUUUUGAUAGUAUGACCCAGGAUUAUGGCAUCCAUCCAAGGAUUGAGCACUAUGGCUGUAUGGUUGAUCUGUUGGGACGGGCAGGUUUGAUUGAUGAGGUGCACCAGUUUAUCAGGAAUAUGCCAAUUGUGCCAAAUGCAGUUGUCUGGAGGGCACUGCUUUCUGCUUGCACAGUUCACAAAAAUGUUGAAAUCGGAGAAGAAGCGCUGAAGCAGAUCACCCCACUAGAUCCCAAUCACAGUGGUAACUACAUACUUCUAUCGAACACCUACGCGUCAGUGGGACAAUGGAAAGACGCAGCUAUGAUUCGGAAGGAAAUGAAUGAGAGAGGGAUCAAGAAAAUUCCUGGGUGCAGUCUCAUUGAGCUGGAUGGGACAAUCUUUGAGUUCUUUGCUGAAGACAGCGACCACCCCCAGUCGAGGGAGAUAUAUGAGAAAGUGGAUGAGAUGAUUGAAAACAUCAAGAUGGCUGGGUACGUCCCAAAUACCGCUGACGCAAGGCUAGAUGUUGAUGAAUCUGAGAAGCAAGUGUCCGUUUCACAUCACAGCGAGAAGCUAGCCAUUGCGUUUGGCCUGAUGAAGUCGCGCCCUGGCGCAACCAUUCGGCUGUCGAAGAAUUUGAGAGUGUGUGUGGACUGCCACUCCGCCACGAAGUUGAUCUCGAAAGUGUACAACAGGGAGAUUGUUGUCAGAGACAGGAACAGGUUUCAUCAUUUCAAAGAUGGUUUGUGCUCCUGCAAUGAUUACUGCACAGUUUCCUUUCAUUGUUUUGGCCACAACGACGGCAUUUGCUGGGUCGACUUUGAUGGCUCAACCUACGGCUGCUUCUGGUGAGUUGGUGUUGUUGUUGUUGUCAACAAAGCUGACGCGUGGAUGCGCACAUGUCUAAUUUGUUUAGCCUUAUUAUAAUCUUUGUUGUAAUAUCGGCUGUUGAUAUAACCACUUAUCUGUACAUCGGGUGAGUGAGAAAUCUCCAUAUCCGACAGAAGCAGUACCUUUCAAGUGUCAUCCGGGCGGCAAGUACACCAAGUUGUAAGCAGCGAAAUUGCGUAGGAGCAUUCGGCGACGACGCUCAUUGGAAUCUUGCCCAUCAAAUCGCUUUGGGAUUCUCACGCACUAUAAUAGCCCCAAUUGUAUUUAUGUCCUUAUAACUAGUAUUUAUCUUUCCCCUGUUCAACAUAGCAGACGUAAAGUACACGUGUUUCUGUUCCCCACACAUUAAGGUUU
This is a messenger RNA of Triticum dicoccoides, 2628 nucleotides long. RefSeq names its product pentatricopeptide repeat-containing protein At4g21065-like. Bases 1 to 2235 code for a protein of 744 amino acids. Gene Ontology annotation, molecular function: zinc ion binding; RNA binding; protein binding. Gene Ontology annotation, biological process: RNA modification. NCBI's taxonomy places the organism in Eukaryota, Viridiplantae, Streptophyta, Magnoliopsida, Poales, Poaceae. The record is from RefSeq and is a predicted model, not a curated record. The transcript has 3 exons.